Molecule: messenger RNA, 1317 nt
Organism: Phytomonas sp. EM1
Lineage: Eukaryota; Euglenozoa; Kinetoplastea; Trypanosomatida; Trypanosomatidae
Source: the annotation of a GenBank genome assembly
AUGCAAGGUAACAGUAAUAAUAAUACCAACUCUGCCAGAGUGCGCAAGUCUCCCAGCCCUGGGGGUUCUAGACGUACAAGUCCGGGUAGUAACAGACGCACGUCGGCUGGCCGUCGCUCACCUAAUUCAUAUAUUGAGCGCACCACCACUGUCCGAUUUGUGCAGGCCUCCACUCGCCGCAUAUUAUGUACUAAACUGAAUCGGGUCCAGCGCACGAAGUGCAAGAUUGAGGAUAAUGUUAUUCUGUGUGAGAACUUUCUCAAGGGGCAUUGCGAAAGUGGCAGCAGUUGCAUGCUAGCGCACGUCCCUAAUCACUACCUUUGGGAAUUCCUGACCCCACGCGUUGAUCCGAUAACCUAUUUGUACCACCCAGGCUUCAACAUCCGUUGUUACACCCCCAACAUGGAUGCAUACUAUGACAUUCCCAGCGAAUGCGUCCUCCAGACGCAUGGCAGUGAUCGCUACAUAAUGCAGUUCAACGACAACGGGGACAACUUCCGGGAGAAAUACCGACUCUGCGACACGCUGCUGAGCACUGGGCAUUGCUCAAAUGGGUUGAAGUGCGAAUAUGUGCAUUGCUGCGUUGCUGACAUGUCCUCGUUUCCGUGCAUCCGCACCCACAUCGCUGACAGCGAAGCGGUUAAAAAUUACGAGCGGCUCCCGAACAACAUUAUGGUGCGCGUGUUUCAGCCAAACAGCGGAGACGAGGGGCAGGAGUUCCCCGGCAAUGAUGUGUUACGUACUGCUGGAGCUACUCAGUACGAGGAGGCGUAUAACAGAGAGGGCAAUGUACCAUCUGUUAAAAUGCAGCACUGUGCGCACUUCCAGAACAAGAAGCUUUGCCGUCUGGGUGAUGGCUGCCGAUUUUUGCACGUCGUGUCCAUGGCCCUGUCGACCCCCAUGGAAGAGGAAUCGGGGGAUACUUCGCCAUAUCAAACUCCAGUCGAUAAGGACAACAUGAAACAGCAAUUCGCCGCUCAGGCUAACAAGAACAACGCUGCCUACUUAGCUGCAACUGUCAUGAUCGAUGGCAUGAUGGAGAAUCCAGUGAACAACUCGCUCACCCCGUAUUACCUGGCUGCCAAUCCCAUCGGCUACGACUGCGGCGGCAGCAAAACGAGCUCCACGAUGACCUCGCCGAGUAUUCUCCCGAGCGCCUCGGCGAACGCGGAGAUGAUGCAGAUGGGUGGGGUUCUGAACAACGCUGCGACCGCAGUUUUGCCGAAAGACGUGCAGAUCGGGGACCGCCGUUCACCGGUGCGGCGCCACAACCCCUAUCUGAGUUCCUCCAUCGAGAUGGACAAUAAAACGGACUGA